GAGGGGCACGCACGCCGUACAACGGAAUGAUUUCGUGACACCGGACCGGAGCGGACGCACGCAAAAAGAGCGGAGUACGCAACGUGAAGUAAACGCGACGCGGGUUGCAACGGUAAUCAUCGAGAAGUCAAUCCGGGGGGCGGGGCAGCGGAAUAAAUUCGUUCCGGCGCGAGAGAGGAGCGGCGUCUUCUACGUCCACGUGCGGCUAUACGGCUCGUCCUCGCGCCGCGGGCCUCGCCGUAUAGGUUAAGGGUUGCAGGCAGGCGCGCACACGAGAUCGGAGGGAAUAAUAGCCGGAAUCGGAGGACAAAGAGGGCAGAGAGAGUGCGUGCUCCAAUAUAUAUCGGAUCCCUCGUUAUCUACACGCGGAACAGCGUAUCCGCGCGAACGGACAAGUCGAGUGACCGAGGACGGAGCCAACGGCGGUGGAGCGAAAGAGUUGAGGCUGUCAGGUCGCUUCGUGACGAGGGAGAGAAGAGACGUUGGCAUUUUUUUUCGUCGCGAGAGGAAAGGGUGAAUUUUGACGCGCGGAAGGGCACCGCGAAGGUCUCCGAUCGACGUCGCCCACCGCCCGGUGGACGCGCGCGCGCGCGCGCGCGCGAAAAGGCGGAUAGAGAUAAUCGCCGCCGUUAAUUAUGACGACCAUAGACUCGGACGAUGAUAUCGAGAAGCUGCCGCAUAUACAAUGGGACAACACGGCGGCUACCGGGCCAGCUGAUUGUAUGUUCCCCGGCGAACUGACACCGUUGAAAUGCCAAAUAGCCGGUCAUCCCUUCAACGGCGAAAGGCAGACUAUCGGCAUGCUGAUUUGCAGACGGACUGGCUGCAUAUUGAAACCGGCGACUAAAGUGAUCCUUGGGGAAAGAGAAAUUGCAUUCUACGAGAACUUGAAGAAUUCUCAUGAUCCCGUUGCAAUGGAAUUAAAAAAAUUCGUUCCACGUUAUUAUGGCACAACAGAACUGCGUGUCUUUAAUAACCGUACGAAAUUCCUCAUGCUUAGGAAUAUUACAAAGGGCAUGGCCGAGCCAUGUGUGAUAGAUAUCAAGAUCGGUUUUCGUACGUGGGACCCUUUGGCCACGCCAGAGAAGAGGAAAACGGAAGAACUCAAGUAUGCCGAAUCGAAGCGUACUUACGGUUUUUGUAUAACAGGUUAUCAAGUAUAUUCUGUCUUAUCUGGACGAUUAAGGAAAUAUGACAGAGAUUAUGGCAAGCAACUCGGUGUCAGUGGCGUCGCGGAAGCACUGGAAGAUUUCUUGAACAUAAUACCUGGAAAGCCAGUCUGCAAGCAGUUGGUCUCCGAAAUCUUGACGUACCUGUACAAAAUCGAGCAGCUCUUCAACAUGCAGCAGAAAUACUGCUUCUAUUCCAGCUCACUUCUGGUCGCCUACGACGCCCAACACCUACGGCAGCAUUGUCCGUUGAAAGAUGGUAGUUCGGUCUCAGCGCCGAAAUUCGACAAAGAAACGAUACGCGAGACAGUUCCCCCCGUAACAGUACCUGAAGUGCACCAGUAUUCAUCCGAAACGAACGAUUCGACGUUUAGUUCGAGAAUGAAGAAGAGCGAAAGCGAGCCUGCGCCGUGCGAGCAGAUACCUAAUCAGAGCGGAUCUUGCAAUUCAAAUGCCAAUACGGACCGGUUGCGUAGGACGAGCCCGAGCCAAUUCUCACUCUCGUGCGCAAACGAUGGUACGGGGGUGGACGACGAAGACACGGAGAACACGUGGGUGAGAGUGAAGAUGAUCGACUUCACGCACGUCUUCCCGGGGGAGAAUAACGAUCUGGAUCGAAACUACCGGGAUGGCAUCCACAUGCUGAUUCGACUCUUAAAUCUGAUAAAGAAGAGCGAUUGCGUACAUUAGAUACUCCUUAUUGAAGAAUGUAUUACUUGUGACGAUGUUCCCGGAAGUGAACGGAGACGAUUAGAGAAGAUAUAAUUCAAGACAAGGCGACACAGAUGUGGCGAUGUGUCAUCCACGUUUAUCGGACCCCAGAUAUCGGGACGACACAUCGGAUGAGCAUGAUAAAUCGAUAAAGCGACAAGAUCUCUGAUCAGCAAUCGUCAGAGAGGACACACUGCUCAUCGUAGAAAGCUAUCGCGAUUAGCUCUUUGGAGAAAAGGAAAUACUGAUAGAAAUGUAAAAGAAACAUUUCGUAUUGGCCGGAAAACUGCAAUUGGAAAAUUUUAACGGAUUUUCUCUCAAAAUCCGUCUGAAUUUCAGGGUAGUAAUUACUCAAUAUACAGUGCAGUACCGUGAGCCAGAACUCUUCCGCGUGAUGAUUUAAAAGAUACAAUGAGAGAAGCAGCCUAAUCGGCCGAUUAAUUCUGAAACGGAUUCCAAAAAAAAAAUGUCUUCUCUAGGAUAAAGUAAUUAAGACUUUUAUACUUUGCCAAAAGGAUUGUAAUGCGAUGUACAGAAUAUCUAAGAAUUUCGUACAUUCGACCCAUCGCGGUUGCUGUGUAGAAGAUUUUACAAAUUUAGAACUGGGCACAACAAGGGAAACAAGGGGGACGCCUCAUUCUAAAUGUCCGGCCACCGUUCGAGUGGUGGACUUUCAUAUUACGAGACGACAAUAAAGUCGCACUUUGUAAAACACACACACACACACACACACACACACGCAUGCCAGUACUGCGCGAGAAGUUCUUUAAUGAUACCAUUAUUAAUUCUGCCAUGUUACAUAUAUUUAUGUUACACGCAUUACGUGAUAAAAAGUGCAGAUUGUAAUUGUAACAGCAGCAAUAAAACAUUUACGAUGUAAAGCGGGA
Messenger RNA from Wasmannia auropunctata (little fire ant), 2767 nucleotides. Its product is annotated as inositol polyphosphate multikinase-like. The coding region runs from base 636 to 1859 and encodes 407 amino acids. Lineage: Eukaryota; Metazoa; Arthropoda; Insecta; Hymenoptera; Formicidae. The record is from RefSeq and is a predicted model, not a curated record. Gene Ontology annotation, biological process: inositol phosphate biosynthetic process. Gene Ontology annotation, cellular component: nucleus; cytoplasm. The transcript has 6 exons. Gene Ontology annotation, molecular function: inositol-1,4,5-trisphosphate 3-kinase activity; inositol tetrakisphosphate kinase activity.